AUGGUACAUAUACCUAUGUGUGUAACUGUGAAUUUGGGCUGUUGUGGCACUUUCAGUUCCAGUGACUGGGAAGAUAUAUCCGAAAACAAAACAUUACCAGCAUCUUGCUGUGAAGUUAUAAUACUCAAUGAAGCUGAAGAAUGCACCGCGGUACAUGCCAACAAGGAAGGAUGCCUACCAACAUUAUUGGCAUUACUGGAUUCAAAAACCUUAAUAUUGGCGGGCGUAGUAUUGUGUGUGGCUGGAAUACAGUUGCUCACUAUUAUAUUUGCCUGUUGCCUUUAUGGUCAGUUUCGGAGUCGCUACCAGGGUGUUUAG
Messenger RNA from Teleopsis dalmanni, 318 nucleotides. Its product is annotated as CD63 antigen-like. Gene Ontology annotation, cellular component: membrane. Bases 1 to 318 code for a protein of 105 amino acids. Lineage: Eukaryota; Metazoa; Arthropoda; Insecta; Diptera; Diopsidae. The transcript is spliced from 3 exons. The record is from RefSeq and is a predicted model, not a curated record.